AUGAGCAAAUUGUCCUCUGCCUGUGGCCGCCUCCGUGGUAUCUUCAAAAGAUCUCCCUCCUUCAAACCGACCGCCAUCGCCACCACCAAAACCAAAACCGUCACCAACACCAAACCAACCAAAACCUCAAAUCCCACCAACAAAAAACCAGGCACACUCGAAAAAAUGGUAGGGAAGUUCAAGAAAUCAUCAGAGUUCAGCUCAUUCCGAUCCCGCUACGACAUAUAUGCAAACACCGUCAGUCGUUUAAUCAAAUACAAUAGACUCCCCAUGAUCCAUGAAAUCCUUGACCACCAAAAAAACUUCCCUGACAUAACAAACGAGAACUUCACGGCCCAUCUCAUUCGAUUAUAUGGCAAAGCCGGCAUGUAUGAUCACGCACGCAAACUGUUUGAUGAAAUGCCCGAGCUAAAUUGCCCUCGCACAGUUUACUCAUUUAAUGCCCUUUUAUCGGCCUGCAUUGACGCAGGCAGGUUUGAUGAGAUUAAUACGAUGCUUCAGGAUUUGAGGUUUGUGUUGGGAAUAACUUUUGACGCAGUUUCUUACAAUAUUGCUAUUAAGGGCUUCUGCAGGAUGGGUGAUUUGGAGUCUGCUGAAUUGAUGGUUGAUGAAAUGUUAAAGAGAGACGUAGAGCCGAAUUUGAUCACAUUUAAUACGCUCUUAAAUGGGUUUUAUUUGAAUGGCAAGUUUAUUGAUGGAGAGAGGAUUUGGAGUCGAAUGGGGGAGAUGAGUAUUGCGCCUGAUAUAAGGAGUUACAAUGCGAAGUUGCAUGGAUUGGCGUUGGAGAAGAGAAUGGAAGAAGCUAUUGAACUAGUUGAGGAAAUGAGAGGUAAGGAGUUGAAACUAGAUGUGUUUAGUUUUAAUGCUUUGAUUAGAGGAUUUAUUAAUGGUGAGGAUUUGGAGGAAGCUAAGCAGUGGUAUGGUGAGAUGAGGAGGCUUGGUUGCGCGCCGGAUAGAGUGACUUUUGAGCUUUUGAUUCCCUUUCUCUGUGAGAAGGGUGAUGUUGGUUUUGCUGUUGAGAUUUGUGAUGAAAUAUUUGAGAGGAAGUGGUAUGCGCCAACUGAAGUAUUGCAGCAUGUAGUGGAUAGAUUGGUUAUGGAGGAUAAGAUCCAAGAUGCAGAGAAGCUCGUCCAAGUUGGAAAGAAACGCAAACAUGAACUUAUCAUACUAUGA
Dovyalis caffra is the source of this 1173-nucleotide messenger RNA. Lineage: Eukaryota; Viridiplantae; Streptophyta; Magnoliopsida; Malpighiales; Salicaceae. The record is from the annotation of a GenBank genome assembly.